This is a messenger RNA of Lodderomyces elongisporus, 3426 nucleotides long. RefSeq names its product DEAH-box RNA helicase. The transcript has a single exon. Bases 1 to 3426 code for a protein of 1141 amino acids. Gene Ontology annotation, cellular component: intracellular anatomical structure; spliceosomal complex. Gene Ontology annotation, molecular function: 3'-5' RNA helicase activity; ATP binding; RNA binding. Lineage: Eukaryota; Fungi; Ascomycota; Pichiomycetes; Serinales; Debaryomycetaceae. The record is from RefSeq and is a predicted model, not a curated record. Gene Ontology annotation, biological process: mRNA splicing, via spliceosome.
AUGGCAAACAAUAAUGGUUUCGGUAAAUUUUCCAAAAAGUUAUCCAACUAUCUUAAUAAAGCAGUCAAUGAUACUUUAGCAGCAACAGUCCAGGCCAGAGCUCGUGCAGAGAGCCUUGAGGAAUUUUCGAAAUUUGUCAAGGCUCUAGGUGUGAAAAAUGACUCUCAAGCUGAGGAGAUAUAUCAGCUCGUUAAUAGAAAAAUAGAUAACGAAGAAAAUGGUGGUCUUUCUGAUGCUAGACUAUCUAAAGCGACUUUGUCUAAACCUGCUAGAAGCUCAGGUGUGAAACUCCAAUAUGAUGAUUUAAGUGACGAAGAUGAUAUAGUGAACGAUAGUUUUGCAAGAAAACCGAUAGGCAAUCAACCUUUAAUAGAUCUUAACGAGAAAAAGUCUAUUAUUGAAGAUAAUGAAACAACUCGACCAAAAUUUAAGAAAAUAAAACGGGAAACUGCUUUUAAAUUGAAACAAGUACAACCUCAACAGGUGUUGGAACCGAGAGAGAACUUAGGAAAAAAUGCAGAAGAAGAAAAAGCAAAAAAUGGACAAAACUCUAUUCAAACAACAACUUUGAAGGGAAAUAGAAUAUUAGACGACACUAGUCAUCAUGUGGAACUGAUAAACACGUCCGCUGGAAACAUGCGCAAAGGAUUAAAGUACAAUGGCGAUAAACCUAGUUAUACAAACGACUUUGAAAGAGGAAAUUCAACAAAGGAGAGACUGGAACAGCUGCCAUCUUUUGCAAAUGGACCUGGUUUUAGGAAUAGAACUGGUGCCGAAAGUGGAGGAUUUUUCAAUGCUCAAGGGCAAUAUGUCGACAACGAUCAUUUACCUGCUAAUGAUUUGAAUAGAAUAACCAUUUCUAACCAUGUAUUAAUACCACCGUUUUUGAAAAACGUGGAAGAACAUUUGACUUUGCAGAUCACAGGGACAAGUGUUAGAGGGGCUGGUCCAACAAUUAACCCUGUGAAGGACAUUAACUCGGAGCUUGCAUCGAUGGCCAAACAGGGGUCUUUAGCGGUGCAAAACCAAAGAUCGAAGCAAGAACGAGCAAAGCAGGCUAAAGAAAGCACAGGAACCGGGUCAAACAGUACCACUAGCCACAAAGAGCUUCGAGAUAUGGAGGCCAACCCAGAAACUGUUAGAGACGGAAAAAAUGCAAAAACUCGUGAAGGUGAUAGAGAAAAAGAGGAUGAUGAUGCUGAUGAUGAUGAUGAAAAAGUAGAUUAUGAAUCAAUUAUGGAGCAACGACGAAGCUUGCCUGCAUUUGCCGUGAAGGACGACGUUGUUGCUACAAUUAGAGACAACCAAGUUACAAUUAUUAUUGGUGAAACUGGUUCAGGUAAAACUACACAGUUGACUCAGUAUUUGUACGAAGCUGGUCUUGCGCACAAUGCUGACGAAGCAGGACAAGGAAGUGGUCUGGGGGUAGCGGGACAGGAGAAGAAAAUGAUUGCGUGUACCCAGCCAAGACGAGUUGCAGCAAUGUCGGUUGCCAAGAGGGUUAGUGAGGAGAUGGGAGUGAAGUUGGGAGCAGAAGUUGGUUACUCUGUACGUUUUGAUGACAAAACUAGCAACUCGACACUUAUUAAAUAUAUGACAGAAGGUAUUUUACUACGCGAGAUAUUGGCAGAUCCUUUACUUCUUGAUUACAGUUGCAUAAUCAUGGAUGAAGCGCAUGAAAGAUCUCUAAAUACAGACAUUUUAUUAGGCUUAUUCAAGGGACUUUUAGCAAGACGCAGAGAUUUGAAAUUAAUUGUAACUUCGGCUACUAUGAAUGCCGAUAGGUUUACAAGGUUUUUUGGCGCAGCACCUCAAUUUACAAUUCCUGGAAGGACUUUCCCUGUUGAUGUUUAUUUCAAUAGAAACGUGAGCAUGGACUAUGUGGAAAGUGCUGUAAAGCAAAUUCUUUCGAUACAUUUGGGCUCGAUGGCUGGAAAACUGGAAUUCGUGAAUGAUGGUGAUAUCCUUGUGUUUAUGACUGGUCAAGAAGAUAUAGAAAUUACAUGCGACAUACUUUGUGAAAAAUUAGCCAUGUUGGAAAACCCUCCACCACUCGAUGUUCUCCCCAUCUACUCAACAAUGCCUCCGGAGAUGCAAAAGAAAAUAUUCAGAAAGAAAAACCUUGCUAGAAGGAAAGUUGUAGUGGCAACAAAUAUUGCAGAGACUUCAUUAACGGUAGACGGAAUUAAGUAUGUAAUUGAUUGCGGGUUGGUUAAAGUUAAAGUGUAUAAUCCAAAGCUAGGAAUGGACACUUUGCAAGUCGUGCCAGUCUCCUUAGCUAACGCAGACCAGAGGAGUGGAAGAGCUGGAAGAACAAGUGCUGGUGUAGCAUAUCGAUUGUAUACUGAAAAUGCUACAAGUUCCAAAUGCAUGUACGCGCAGCCGAUUCCUGAGAUUCAAAGAACAAACUUGAGUAAUACCAUGCUUUUGUUGAAAUCACUCAAUGUUAAGGAUAUAAAUAACUUCCCCUUUUUAGAUCCACCACCUAAGGACUUGCUCAAUUGCUCGUUGUAUGACCUAUGGGCUAUUGAUGCUUUGGAUAAUUAUGGAGAGUUGACAAAACUUGGGCUUGAAAUGGUUCAAUUUCCUAUUGAGCCCACUUUGUCGAAAUUGAUUUUACUUUCUACCCAGCCUGAAUUUCAUUGCUCAGAGGAUAUAGUCACUAUUGUGGCGAUGUUGAGUGUUUCAAACAUUUUUUUCCGUUCAAAAGAAAGAGCAAAAGAAUCUGAUCUGGCAAGAGAGAAAUUUGUUGUUGCAGAUUCUGAUCAUUUGACAUUGCUUAAUGUUUACACUCAAUGGGAAGUAAAUGUCAAGAAAUUUGGCAAUAACUGGACCAAGCUAACCCAAUGGUGUGAGAAGAACUUUUUACAGCUCAAGUCAUUGCACAGGGCCAAAGAGAUCAGACGCCAGUUGGUACAGAUCAUGCACAAAAACAAAUUGCCGUUAUUGAAGUCUUACCAUGAUGACGAUGUGCGCAAAUGUUUGUGUGCUACUUUCUAUCAUCAAGCUGCAAAACUUAUCAAGACAAAUGUCAAUGGGUCUCCAGAGUUUAUUAAUUUGAGGCAUUCAUAUAUGAAGAUGUACUUGCACCCAACAAGUAGUUUAUUGGAUAGUAAUAUGGGUCUGAACUAUGUUGUAUAUCACGAGUUGGUAUUGACGUCAAAGGAGUAUAUGAACUACGUCACCUGCGUAGAGCCGACGUGGUUGUUGGAAUAUGGAUAUAAGUUUUAUGGAGUACCAGAAAACGUUAGGACCAAACUAAAGGGAGAAGAAUGUUUGGUACCAGGAGAUAAAUUCAAAGAACAGAUUGAAGAAGAUCUUGCACUGUAUGAGGAACGAGAAGCACAAAAAAGGGAUAUGAGCAAAACAAUCAAGAAGCAGAACAAUAAAAGCGGAAGUUUACUUUUCAAGAGAAGACGCUUUUAA